UGUUAAACUCCUAGACACAGAGACAGCUCAGCCAGUCAGCUAGCAAUGCUGUUGCUGCCGCUUUUUCAGAAACACAUGCAGAAGCUCAGGGAGAGUGCAUGAAUCAAUCCAGAGCAGUAGGCUGAAAGAGAAAGCGAAUAAGCUGGCUAUGGCAUCUAACUUCAAUGAUAUUGUAAAGCAAGGCUACGUUAGAAUCCGCAGCAAAAAGCUUGGGAUUUUUAGACGCUGUUGGUUGGUGUUUAAGAAAGCAUCUAGCAAAGGUCCAAGGAGGUUAGAGAAGUUUCCUGAUGAAAAAGCAGCUUAUUUUAGGACCUUCCAUAAGGUGACAGAAUUGCACAACAUCAAAACCAUAACAAGACUGCCUCGAGAGACUAAGAAACAUGCGGUAGCAAUUAUCUUUCAUGAUGACACUUCAAAGACAUUUGCCUGUGAGUCAGAGCUGGAAGCAGAGGAUUGGUGCAAAUUCCUCUGUGUGGAAUGUUUAGGAACAAGAAUUAAUGAUAUAAGCCUUGGUGAACCUGACCUCCUUGCUGCUGGAGUACAGCGGGAGCAAAAUGAACGGUUCAAUGUCUAUCUCAUGCCAACACCAAAUUUAGACAUCUACGGGGAAUGCACAAUGCAGAUCACACAUGAGAAUAUCUAUCUGUGGGACAUUCACAAUGCAAAGGUCAAGCUAGUUAUGUGGCCUCUAAGCUCUUUAAGGAGAUACGGCAGGGAUUCCACAUGGUUUACAUUUGAAUCUGGGAGAAUGUGUGACACUGGUGAGGGACUGUUUACAUUCCAAACAAAAGAAGGUGAGAAGAUCUAUCAAAAGGUCCAUUCUGCUACUCUGGCAAUAGCUGAACAACAUGAAAUGCUCAUGCUAGAACUGGAGAAAAAAUCAAGACUCCAGACUACUCUGACAGAACCUAUGACAUUGUCCAAAUCAAUAUCACUUCCUCGGAGUGCAUACUGGCAUCACAUCACCAGACAAAACAGCGUUGGUGAGAUCUACAGCUUGCAAGGCUGUCUGAUGGGCAAUUCUUCCGAUUUCUUGGUCUCUUGGUCACGGACUGAUGACAUCAAACCAGGAAUGCAGGUCACUGUUUCAGUGCAACAAAGAUGCCUGGUGCACCGACGUUUCCCAGCUGCUCCCCAGAGCCGUGCCAGGAGUACCAGCAGUCCCUGUCGUUGCUUCGCGGGUAUGAACCCAUCUACUGCCCGUGCAUCCUCUAAUGACAUUCAUAAUGCUAUUGACCGCAGAGACAAUGCAAACUGGAACUUAAACGCUGAGUCCGACAAUCAUUUCUAUCCAGUCUAUUCAAGAAAGGCAAAUUACAACGAAAUCAGAGAGAGCGAGCUUUUGAAACAGACAAUUAAGAAACCACUGACAAAAGAUGUUCAUUUUGACUAACGCUAUUUCAGUAUGUUGAAAAUCAGAAUGCUAAUUAGCUGCAAAAUGAUAACUUGACUGCUGUCAAAACAUUAUUCAUCUACCACGUGAAUGUGAUGAAUCGAAGAACUUAGAGCACUUACCCAGUUUGUUCUUGCUUAUAUAGAUGUGUCCAUGCUAACAAGCACAGAACAUGUAUAUGUGAAAUCACAUGCCUUUCAAGAUUAUAUUGCAGGGCUCGAGGGACCCCUGGCAAUGCAGGAGAACUGAGGCCCAGAAGGAUUUGUCAUUGGGAUUCUAGGAGUUGCAAUUCAACAGCAGAUGUAGGCCUGUGAAAGACAUCCCAGAUGUGUAUAUAGUGCUCUCUCUUUUAUUGAACUGAUGCAAGUUAUUCUGCACUUGGUAAGAAUGUUUACAUGGAGGUAAAUGGGGAUGUUGCUAGGGCAGGGGUCCCCAUUCUUUUUUUUUUAACCAUGAGCAACAUUCAGAUGUAACAAGAGUUGGGGAGCAACGCAAGCAUGAAAAAUGUUCCUGGGGGUGCAAAAUAAGCAAUGCGAUCGGCCAUUUGGUAGUUCCUAUGUGGACUGUCAGCCUACAGGAGGCUCUGUUUAGCAGUACACCCAAAACUUACCUACAAGACGGGAAUUCAAAAAAGCACCUGCUUUGAAGCCACUGGGGCAACAUCCAAGGGGUUGAUGAGCAACAUGUUGAGGGUAGACAUAAAUAGGGAGCACUGUACUGAUGUUUUUGGUAACCGAAACAUUAUAAUAUGCCUUUUGUGUUAUCAACUUCAACAACAUUUUACCUUCCAAGGGGCUUCUCUGAUGCUCAGUCCCAUGGCAAACCCCUCUGCUCUACCCUGAAGCCAACUCAUAAUAUGAUAUGCACAGGUAAAGGUUUACUUGUAAUCAAAUACAACUUUCUGAAUAAUUCUUGGCUAUAUAUCUUUUACAGGUCUUUUGGUCCAUGUCAACAAGUACAAGUCAUACAUAUAUUAUAUUUAAUAAAGAGCAUACAUUUUUUAUCAUAAUUCUUCCAAAAUUCAGCAUUUUGUCAUUUUAUUUCUCGAAAUGGCUGCAAAGAUUUUGCUCUGAAAAAAAACAUGGCAACAAAACAAACACCCCUAAACCCCCUGGUAUUUUGGGCAAAAAAGAGGUGCUGAAAAAAACACCCAUAGGUUCAAAAAGUUGCUGUAUAAAAAUGGCCAUAGACUUCUAUGUAUUUUGCAAGAAAAAAGGUUGCUGUGAGUCUCUAAUUUAUUUGGGAAGCCAAAACAGGAUAAAUUCAUAUAAUAAUAAUCAUAUGUUAACUGAGCUAAAGAUUUUUGAAUAUCAAUUAGCACUUAUUGAAAAUGAAGGGUAAAAUGAGAUCUCACUCAUUUUUUUUCUCAUUAUUAAGCUAUUGAGCUUUCAUGUUUUUUUAAAAAAAA
Xenopus laevis (African clawed frog) is the source of this 2801-nucleotide messenger RNA. RefSeq names its product docking protein 6 L homeolog (gene dok6.L). The transcript is spliced from 9 exons. The coding region runs from base 149 to 1393 and encodes 414 amino acids. NCBI's taxonomy places the organism in Eukaryota, Metazoa, Chordata, Amphibia, Anura, Pipidae. The record is from RefSeq and is a predicted model, not a curated record.